This is a messenger RNA of Salvia miltiorrhiza (redroot sage), 1394 nucleotides long. RefSeq lists its product as uncharacterized. The coding region runs from base 302 to 1150 and encodes 282 amino acids. The transcript has 5 exons. Gene Ontology annotation, cellular component: transcription factor TFIIE complex. The record is from RefSeq and is a predicted model, not a curated record. Lineage: Eukaryota; Viridiplantae; Streptophyta; Magnoliopsida; Lamiales; Lamiaceae. Gene Ontology annotation, biological process: transcription initiation at RNA polymerase II promoter.
AGCCCACUAAACUAACUGGCCCAUUCAUCUAAAUAAAUUCUCUAUCUCUAAUUCAUUCUCAAAAUUGCCGGCUAAACUCACCAAUCCACCACUACUACCGCCAACGCUCUCCCUUAUUCCGGCCGACCGACCAUCAUCAAAAUUGGCGCUUUCGCCGCCGUUUACUCGCUCCAACACGAAAGCUCCCUCCGCCACUGCUGCCGUCUUCUGCUCGCCGCCCUCUUAUCAGCCUCAACUCAACAACAUCAAGAAGCCCUAAUUCUAUUUGUUAAUCAGUUCUGCGCAUACUUGUUUUCAUUAGAUGGCGUCUUCAAAAUUUCCGCGACAGCCAGAGAAAUCUCAGGCAACACUUGGUACAGCAGCUAAAGCAGGAAAUCCUAAAGCAACUUUUUCUAGAUCUAUGCCCUCAAGCAUGUCAAGUUUGGCGAAUACAAAGUCUGCUGCAGGUCCAGCCAAAUUCUCGGAAAAUACAGAACAUCUUCAAGAAAUAAAUAGUAUAAGGAAAGCUCCAGUAGGGGCCCAGAUAAAGCGUGUUAUCAACUUGCUCUUUAAGACAAGGGAAGCCUUGACACCCGAUCAAAUAAAUAAAGCGUGCUAUGUGGAUGUAAAUGGGAAUAAGGCUGUAUUUGACAGUUUAAGGAACAAUCCAAAAGUGCGUUAUGAUGGAGAGCGGUUCUCCUACAAGUCCAAACAUCAGUUGCAAAAUAAGACUGAUCUUCUUCAAUUAAUUCGGACACGUCCGGAGGGUAUUGCUGUUAUAGAUCUCAAGGAUUCGUACACUGCUGUAUUAGAUGAUCUACAGACUCUGAAAGGUACAGGCGAAAUUUGGUUGCUAUCCAACUUCGAUUCACAAGAGGACAUAGCAUACCCAAAUGAUCCUAGAGCAUCUAUUACAGUUGAUGAUGAUUUGAAACAGUUGUUUCGGGGGAUUGAACUCCCCCGUGAUAUGCUUGAUAUUGAGAGGGAUCUUCAGAAGAAUGGGAUGAAACCUGCUACAAACACUGCUAAGAGGAGGGCUGCUGCAGAGAUUCUUGGCAUGCCUCCCAAGCCCAAGACGAAGAAGAAGAAGAAUCACGAGAUCAGCAAGAGGACCAAGCUUACCAACGCUCAUCUUCCAGAACUCUUCCAAACUCUUCGCGGACCGGGAUGAAACCUGCGGGAUCAAGGUAUAGGAUGUACAUAUAUUCAUAUUGGUUGGUUGGAGGGGAUAAUGACUUCUCUCGGUGAUUGACCUGUUCAUCCCUACUCAUGUUUUCACUCUUGCUUUUCAUUCAUGGGGAUGUAAUAUGAAUGAAGAAUACUGUUUUCAUUCUUCACCAGCCAAUGAAAAUUUGGCGAAUGAUUUAAUGGGGUAAAUUUGGUCUAAAGUAAUAAAAUUUUUAUAUUUUGAUUUU